Molecule: messenger RNA, 2109 nt
Organism: Pyricularia pennisetigena
Lineage: Eukaryota; Fungi; Ascomycota; Sordariomycetes; Magnaporthales; Pyriculariaceae
Exons: 2
Coding region: 1-2109 (702 amino acids)
Source: RefSeq, a predicted model, not a curated record
AUGCCCUGGCUGUCCCCUUUGCAUUCGCCGGCUGAAUCGCCGCGCAUCCAAAACCUCACGACCCCCAUAUCGUCGUCUCCGAUAACUUACAUCCCGCCGCUGAUCGACGGCGCCAGCGGCACCGUCCCUCGUGCGCAGAAGCAGUCCUUGUCGCAAAGCCUUCGCAGCGACGCCUUUUCUCUGGCCAAGCUGCUGCCCGAGCUCGCGCUUUCUGCAUGGGAGGGCCUGUUCACCCACGACGGUGCCGGCAUCUCUGAGGAGGAUGCAGCCUCCCGGUGGGGCGAGCUUGCCGACCUGGUUCUGCAGCUGGCCCUGUCGGCCGUUGAGCUCAACGUGAUUUUCUUUGCCACGCCGAUGUGGCUGUUCCUCCCUGGCAUCUUCUUCGCUGGUUGGCUGCUUCCAAUGCUCGGCGUGGUCUGGGGGAUCGCGCGGCUGCUCAACGCCGGAGAGUCCGUCUACUGCCAGCCGCGGCCUGCACAGCCCGAGUCGGCGGGUAGGGCCCCCAGGAGCAGCAUCUGGUCCACUCACAACGGCGAGGGAGAGGACGAACGUUGGGUUUUUGUCGCUGGGAUGAGUCUCAGCCCACGCGCGACAAAAACCACCACCCUCCCCCUCCUCGCCCGCCUCUUCAACCGGCCCAUCACCGCCCUCCUGCCCAGAACCUACGGGCUCCCGCUGGACCUCGUCCUCCUCCCACUCACCCGAGCCAUCCCGGCCCUGUCGCCCGACACGAUCCUCUACAACACCAUCCGCUCGGCGCUGCAGGACAACAAGGCCAACAAGGUCGUCGUCCUGGCCCACAACACAGGCGCCAUCCAGACCUCGCGCGUCCUCUCCCGCCUCUGCGCCGACCUGCCCCCGGACAAGCUCUCCAAGCUGGAGGUGUACACCUUUGGCGCCGCCGCCGCAGAGUUCGUCCUCCCGCUGGGCGACGGCAGGGGCGCCGCCGAGGCCUCGGGCGCCGCCUUCCCGGCCCUCCUGAGCCCCGGAACACCACCACCACCACCACCACCAGCAGUAGUAGGACCCCACGCCACCGCCGCGGCCUCCGAGGCGGCCGUCGCGCGCCGCCCCGGCCCGCACAUUGAGCACUUUGCGCACGCGCGAGACCCUUUUGCCCGCAUCGGCGUCCUGCGCAGCGUGAGGGAGGAUCUGGACGGCCGCUUCUGCGGCGGCGUCUUUGUCGUCAAUGGGCCGGGCCUCGUGUUGAGUGCUGGAAACCGUGCUGGUGGUGGUGGUGGUGGUGGUGGUGGCGGCGGUGGGCGGGCCUGGGGUCCUCAGCGUCACCAGGCCGGCACCGCCAGGCCGCCAUCGCCUCUGUACCUGCCCGCGCUCGGGGUGAGCAGCAGCAGCAGCAGCAGCAGUGGCGCGGCCGCAUACGACGGGGAAGUUGUCGACACGACAGCGCCGGCGGCAGCAUCACCAAAACGAGGCCGGAUGAGGAGCAUAUUGACAAGAAUUACACCGUCGGCCCCCCCGCUGGUCGGCCGCCUCGCGUCACUGAUGCCCUCGGCCCCGCCCGUCGUCGGCCUGCACGGCUACCUCGCGACGCUGUUCCCGGAGCAGGUGGCGACGCUGGCCAACUGCGACCGCGCGAGCGUGCUGGACAGCAUCAUGACCAUCGAGCGCGACGUGGCUGAGAAGCGCGAGUUCGCGGCCAUCGCGUCGCACGCCUCGUCCACCAGCCUGGCGGCCGUGCAGUCUUUUGCGGCCGGCGGGAGCGCCAAGACCAGCGCGAGGGACAAGCGCGUCAGCUGGACUGGGCUGGGCGCCACCGUCAACGGCGUCACUGGAGUGGGAAGCGGAGGGAGCGGCGGCGGUGGCAAUGCCAAUAGCAACAAUAACAACAACAACAACAACAACAACACCAACAGCACUCACCUGGACGGCAUCAUCGGGCUCGAGAUUGCCCGCCAGGGGUGUAGGGAUUGCCAGGGUCACCGCGGCAGGGAGGUGAGCCGGCUGGUGCGCUUCGUCGACGUCGGCGUCGGCAUGAGCGGCGCCGUCGCUGCAGCUGCGGGUGGCGGAGGCGGUGUUGGCGCGAUCGGUCCGACUGGUCCUGGGUUGGGUGUCGCGGUGAAGCAUGUGUCCAAGGGGACGUCCAUGUGA